Molecule: messenger RNA, 1938 nt
Organism: Leptosia nina
Lineage: Eukaryota; Metazoa; Arthropoda; Insecta; Lepidoptera; Pieridae
Source: the annotation of a GenBank genome assembly
AUGAAGAUACCGGAUAAUGUUCCCAGUCCCUUUAAAAAACAUUUCUUUUACAAGCCUCAUAUUAAAAAGGAAACGCCUAAAUCACGUCCCAAGGAAAGAAUACCCACUAUUGUUUCAGGAAAAAGUUAUCAGGAAUAUUUAAAGAAGAAAUUAAAGCAAAAAGAAGAUCUUGAACAUAUAAAAGUAGAAAAAGCUGCUGAAAAGCUUAAAAAGAAGAAAGAAAAAGAGUCAUCAAAGAGAAUCAAGACUCUCACAAAAUUAGAAUCAACAAAAAUAAAGCAGCUAUUAAAAAUUAAUGACGGUUUAAAUUUCUUUUACAAUUUAUUAUCUCAUGAUGUAGAAGCCUAUAGAGAAAAUUUUCUUAAAGAUGUUACCCAUUUAUAUGUAUGCUGGGAAUGUAAAGCAGUAAUUGUAAAACAAGUAAAUUUUAAACAACAAGUAUGCACAGCCCAGAAGAGAUUGAUAUUCAAUGGUGGAAAAAUAAGUAUAAGAUCUUUAGGGAGGUGCCUAUCAAAGUUGUCAACAUAUUAUGAUAAACCAAAUUCUCACACAACCAACAUUGAUAUGGAAAGACUAGCCGUUUUGCAUUCGUCAGGUUUAGAUAAAAGUGAUCAGUCUGUGUAUGCUUCAGAAAAUUGGAUGAAACGAGAACUCAAAUUAAAUCAUAAGGAUGUAAAAAUGGAGUUUCAUCCAGAAAAGACCAUAGAGUGUGAAGAGAGAACGGAGUUCUACACAAUAUUAAAAUCUUCUGUAAAUGAAAUACAGAUGCACAAGGCAGAAAAGAGAUUGUCAUCACAUUUUAGAAAAACUUCAAUACAUUGUGAAUUCUGUGUCCAAAUAUUUAAAGAUAAUAAAUCUUUAAGACGCCACAAUGAAACAACUCAUACUGAAGUAUCCAAUUAUCCCCAUCACCCCCUGCAAACAAAAAGACGAAAUUAUAGUUAUUGUAAUGAAUGUGGUAAUUACGUAAAAAGUAGCCAAUUCGAUGUACAUAAACUUGAUCACAUUCGAUAUUAUAGAUGUAACUUGUGUAAAGAAGUCAUAUUUCUAAGAAAAAUUCUUAAACAACAUCUUUUAGUUAUGCAUAAGAAAAAACCUCCCAAUUUAUGGAUACGAAAAACGCCAUUAAUUAAAAACCCAGGUUCAAAACCGCGGAUGAACCAAGCUUUGAGAGACGCAGCGACGCCUCGCGGGUAUGCCUGUCCUGAAUGCGAUUUAUUCUUUCAAAACAAGAAAGUAAGAUACAAACAUAUACAAAGUUGUCAUCGCGCCGGUUUCAAAUGCAACGAAUGCGAUAAAAUAUUCCGCUUCAAAACUAGUUUAAAGAAACAUCAACUAAUCCAUUCUGGCUUAGUAAAACGGGAGCAGUGCACCAAAUGCGGUAAAGUUAUUCGCGCGGAGUGUAUGAAUGUACACAAUCAAACACACGCUCACAGCUCACUUAGAUUCGAGUGUGUGCCUUGCGACAAGCGAUUCUCAUCGAGAGCAUCUUAUGAGCACCAUUUUAAGUAUACGAAAGCACACGCGACACGCGAUAUAUAUAAGUACAAAUGCGACUAUUGUGGGAAAGGGUAUCGUGCUAAGAGCGAAUUGAAAGACCAUAUAAACUUUGUACACAUGGGCAAAACUCAACACUACUGUUCAAUAUGUAAAAAGCCUGUAGCAUCAAAGCGUAUAUUGAAACGUCACAUACGAUUAAUGCACGGCUCAAAGGAAGUGGAUAAUGUUAAAUGUCAGAUAUGUCAAGUCUGUGGGAAAGGAUUUCGGACGAAACGGUCACUCCGUGAACAUAUCAUGACUCACACCGGCGAACGACCUCUCUCAUGUGAGAUAUGUGGCAACACUUUUCGACAUCAUGCCUCUCUAUACACUCACAAAAAGAGGGUACAUAAUGUUUUUUCUAAGAAAAACAAAGUUAUUAUUGUGAAAGAAGACUGA